This is a messenger RNA of Penicillium cataractarum, 1674 nucleotides long. RefSeq lists its product as uncharacterized. Gene Ontology annotation, biological process: carbohydrate metabolic process. The transcript has a single exon. The record is from RefSeq and is a predicted model, not a curated record. Gene Ontology annotation, molecular function: beta-galactosidase activity. The coding region runs from base 1 to 1674 and encodes 557 amino acids. Gene Ontology annotation, cellular component: beta-galactosidase complex. NCBI's taxonomy places the organism in Eukaryota, Fungi, Ascomycota, Eurotiomycetes, Eurotiales, Aspergillaceae.
AUGCUCCAAACCAAUCACAAACCGCCCCAUCUCCGUCGCCUUGACAAUGGCAACAUUCAAUUGAUAGUCAAAGGAAGAGCCUUCCUCAUGCUCCCUGGAGAACUGCACAAUUCUUCUCUUAGUUCCUCUCGCUACAUGGAGACCGUCUGGCCCGCCAUGAAAGCUCGGGGUGUGAAUACACUCCUCGGAUCCGUGACUUGGGAAAUGAUUGAGCCAGAAGAGGGAAAGUUCGAUUUUUCUGAACUUGACCGCGUACUCGCUGGAGCACGAAGGAACAGCAUGCAUGUUGUGCUAUUGUGGUUUGGCACGUACAAAAACGGGAUCUCCACUUAUGUGCCGGGAUGGGUGAAACGCGAUACCAAGCGAUUCCCUCGAGUUCAGAUUCUCGAGGCUGGGGGGAGGAGACGGUCUAUUGAGAUGGUGACGCCUCUUUGUAAUGAAGCUUGUGAGGCCGAUGUAAGAGCAUUCGCUGCUUUGAUGAGACACCUUGCGACAGUUGAUUCGGAACAUAGCACAGUCUUGAUGGUCCAGGUUCAGAAUGAGACUGGGUUAUUGGGUGACUCACGAGAUCGUUCACGGAGAGCCGAGAAGGCGUUUGUAGAGCCUGUUCCCACCGAGCUACUGGCUCAUUUGAGAAAUACGGAUCUCCACUCGCAGUUCAAAAAGCGCUUCUCUCUGCCACCGUCUUCUGAGUCUCUUUCUUGGUGCUCUGUCUUUGGCUCAGGUGUGACUGCUGACGAGGCCUUCAUGGCCUAUCACAUUUCAUCUUAUGUGGGACGGGUUGCCGCUGCUGGAAAGAAGGAAUAUCCAAUUCCACUGUUCACAAACACAUGGCUGAAUUUCGAUGAUCCAUCUCAGCUCGAUAUGAAGGGAGUUCCAAUCGUUGUGGGUGGGGGUGCUGAACCAGGAAUCUACCCAUCGGGUGGCCCUUGUCCGCAUCUUCUUGACAUAUGGCGCUACAAUACCCCCGAUCUGGACUUCCUCGCGCCGGACCUGUAUCUCCACGACUAUGAAACCGUUUGUCAAGCAUACACUGAACAGCAAAACGCGCUCUUCAUCCCGGAGCAGCGACGCGACGAGAGAGGAGCCCGGAGGAUGUGGCUCGCUUAUGGCACGUACGGCGCACUCGGUACGAGUCCCUUUGGCAUUGAUACUGGUGCUGAGAUUGUGGGGCGUGAGUUUCAACUCCUGGCUCAGGUAUCACCUUACCUCUUGAGUGCGGCACCAAGCGACCGAAUGGGCUUUUUCUUCGACGAAGAGCCGUCCGAGAAGCUUCCCGAGCGCUGGACUCGCGUCUUCGGAGAUAUCAAGGUUAUUGUUGAGCGGGCAUUUGUCUUUGGCAAGCGUGGUACUGGCGCUGGACUUGUUAUUCACUUGGGAGAUUCGAGGUUUCUCCUGGUCGGACGAGGUUUCCAGGUGAGAUUUGAGGCAGUAUCGAAAGAAGCUACUUUUUGCGGUAUACUCCGAGCGGUUGAAAAGGAAGUUGAUAGUCAGGGGCAGCUUCAAACGCUCCGAACUUUGAACGGGGAUGAGACUAGGAGUGGAGAAUUCUUGAUUAUGCCCAAUGAUGAACCUGAUUAUGGGGGCUUUCCUAUUGCGGUCACGAUUCCGGCAAGAACAUUCAUCGCUGAAGUCGAGGCUUAUUGGGUGUCUAAAGGGGAAGAAGACCUAUGA